Molecule: messenger RNA, 1947 nt
Organism: Ziziphus jujuba (common jujube)
Lineage: Eukaryota; Viridiplantae; Streptophyta; Magnoliopsida; Rosales; Rhamnaceae
Exons: 6
Coding region: 477-1598 (373 amino acids)
Biological process (GO): GPI anchor biosynthetic process
Cellular component (GO): endoplasmic reticulum membrane
Molecular function (GO): hydrolase activity, acting on ester bonds
Source: RefSeq, a predicted model, not a curated record
GACAUUAGGAAAAAAAAAAAAAAAGAAGCUAAUAAUAGUUUUUUUUUUUAAUUAUUAUUUUUGAAAGGAAGAGGAAGAGCACGUCCACGCGUCCACUGAUGAAUCGCCUUUGAGCUCAGUCCCUCACGAGAUACUGGUCUCCGCCACAUCUCCACGAUUCGUCCAGCUCACAAAAACCACGCCUCACCCUUUGUGUGUUGAUUUUUUUUUUUUUUUUUUUUUUUCUGGUUCUCUCUCUCACUUCCAAACCCAAAUCUUCCCCUAUCUCUCAGCCGAGUCAGGCCGAGCUCGACUCGGCGGCCUCGGUUUUCUCUUUGUUUCUCACUCUAUCUAUCACUCAUCUCUCUGCGAUUCCAUGGAACGCAACUGCUUGCGACUUGACUUCAUUAUCCUCCAUCACCAGCCGUUGAUUCUGUAGAAAUCAUAGGUUUUUUUGGCUCCAUCUCUUUUUGACUUCCGAUUUUUCAAGAAUCAGGAUGGGUCGUCUCCAUUGGAUUAUCUUCUUCACUUUCACUGCAGUCUCAGCUCUUGUUCCUGCUCUCCAUGCUAGUGCCGGUGAUGCUGAUCCGAUAUACAAGUCUUGCGUGGAGGACUGUGAGAAAUCUGGUUGUGUGAAGGACAAAUGCUUUCAACACUGUAAAUUUACUUCUGAUGGGAAACCUAUUGAUGGUCCAUGGUACCUGCAAGAACCACUUUAUCUGCGCUGGAAACAAUGGGACUGCCGCAGCGACUGCCGAUACCAAUGCAUGCUUGCUAGGGAGGAAGAAAGACAGAAACUUGGUGACAAGCCUGUCAAGUAUCAUGGGAAAUGGCCCUUUCAGCGUGUUUAUGGCAUCCAGGAGCCAGUUGCUGUUGCUCUCUCUGCUCUCAAUCUUGCCAUACAAUUUCAUGGUUGGAUAUCCUUUUACAUCCUUCUACACUACAAAUUGCCUUUGAGGCCAAAUAAGAGAACCCAUUAUGAAUAUACUGGUUUAUGGCAUAUCUAUGCACUAUUUUCUAUGAAUUCUUGGUUCUGGAGUGCUGUAUAUCACAGUAGAGAUGUGGAGUUGACAGAGAAGCUAGACUAUUCAUCUGCUGUGGCACUACUUGGAUUUACCCUCAUUCUAGCAAUACUGCGAGCUUUUAAUGUGAGAGAUGAGGCUGCCAGGGUCAUGGUUGCAGCUCCACUGAUUGCUUUUGUAACCACACACAUUUUGUACCUGAAUUUCUAUAAACUCGAUUACGUGAAACUAUAUUGCUUGGUGACUGACCUAAGGAACAUAGUCAGUCAUGCACAAAUGAAUCUUCCACAAUGCCUAGCACAUUUUUUAGGCUUGAACUUCAAAGUGUGCUCGGCCAUGCGUGUCACUCAGCUUCUUAUAUGGGCAGUUUGGGCUGGAGUCACUCGGCAUCCAUCACGCUGGAAACUGUGGGUGGUGGUUGCUGGAGGAGGUGUUGCCAUGCUUCUGGAGAUAUAUGAUUUCCCACCAUACCAUGGGUUUGUGGACGCUCAUGCUCUCUGGCAUGCAACUACCGUCCCUCUCACAUACCUCUGGUGGAGUUUUGUGAGAGAUGAUGCCGAGUUUAGGACAUUAGCUCUCCACAAGAAAGUCAAGUAGUGUUUCUCGAUGCCAAGAAUGAACUCUAAAUCAGAUGGUGGAUUGUAUCAAAAGUACAGGACAUGCUCACACCUGUUAAUUCAUCUCCUUUUCUUUCUUUUUUCCUUUUUAAUUCUCUUUUUUUUUUAUUAAAAAAAAAAAAAAAAAGCUUCUUCUCUCUCUCUCUUUUUUUUUUUUUUCUCUCCUUACUCACUUGUAUGGAUUUCUUCGAAAAUGGUUAUCAUGGUGGUUUUCUUUGUUCUUGUAUCAUGUUUCAGUAACGGCCAAAUUGUUUCCACGAAAUACGUGGAUACUUUCUGUAACGUUAUUUAGAUUAUAAAUUUAUUGCCUUCCCCAUUUAUUUAUUUUA